Molecule: messenger RNA, 945 nt
Organism: Paramuricea clavata
Lineage: Eukaryota; Metazoa; Cnidaria; Anthozoa; Malacalcyonacea; Plexauridae
Source: the annotation of a GenBank genome assembly
AUGCCGUUACCGACUUUAUUAGAUGCCGAAAAUAAAGAUUUAUUCAUGCGUGUUUUAAAUCUAUCCUAUCCCUUGACGAUUGAAAAUAUUGCCGAAGAAACAUGUGGUGUACAAAUUACAAUGUUUUUUCCUACACAUUCCGAUUCGGGUAUUGAAUGUGGUUUCAAAACUGACAUGUUGUAUUUACCACCGGGUAGUUAUACUUUAGAAAAACUUCUUUUGACCCUAAAUGCUCUUGUUGGCGAAUAUGAUGUUAAAUUUACACAUUUGAAUAAUGGUCGAAUCGGUGUAACAUAUACCCUUGAACGUGAAUAUUGGCAUUCUGAUGUCACAAUAAAACGAAUAACAACACAACCACCGCAUCAAAUAUUUGAGGUUUUUCCCCAAAACACUUGCGAAAGUGAUGAAUUUCAAAUGACAUUUACCGAAUCUUUGGAAUACAUACUUGGGUUACAACAAAUAAAAAUUCACCCAGAUGUGCAGGCCACAAAGGAUUAUUAUACAACAUUGAAAGCGAGCGGUUCUCGUAUGUUUGUUACGCGUAUACAAAAGAGUAAUCCGAGCGUAGAAGAAGAUCCUAACCUUGGGAUUACAUGGUAUAAUUUUAUGAAUAAAACCAACGAUUGUGAAAACAAUAAUUUUGCUUGUUCGUUUAUGGGUAAAGCACUUCCCGAUAUUUCUAAUGGUAUUGAUAAAAUGUUUGUAUAUUGUGAUCAAUUGGAAAUGUCAAUUGUUGGUGAUACAUAUGCGCCAUUAUUAGCCGUUGUUCCUUUAAAAGAUGAUGUUCGAGGCACGGGGGCAUUAAGCGUAUACACCCCUCCGAAUACACGUCAUAGAUUGAUUAAAAGCAAAAUUGAUCAAUUUAAAAUUGGAAUUUAUGAUACAACACACACAUUAAUACCGUUUACUAGUGGAACUAUAAAUAUUGAGUGUAUUGUGGAAUAA